AUGAGUAUUUCUCAGGUCCCAAACGAUUUGGUUGUGAAUGAAGUAUCUUAUGAAGUGAAGAAUGUUUGUGAUUUGAUGAAUGCUGUGUUUUUCGAAGCAGUUUGUGAAAUUCAGAGACUAUUGAAGGAGAAAUGUCCUGGCUGCGAAGUCGAUCAUCCAAGUCAGAGGAGACACGACUGUAUUAUGUUGUCAGAUGAGGAGGGAUGGUUACUGCAUGGUUUGGAAGCAGUGGAGCAUGUGAUUGAGCAUGGAAUUGUGAGGAAACAGUUUCUUGAAGCUAUUCGAGUGAUGAAAUUGGAAUAUUACGGGUGUGCGAAAGAACAUUAUGUGAACUUGAUAAAAGAUCGUGAAGUAACACUUGAUUUUUUGGGGGAUUUGAGAGGAAGUUUUUCCUAUUAUCAACCCAUUUUGAACUACCUAAUGUAUUGGAGGGAAGAACAUUGUGCAUAAGACACAUUUAGUUUAAACCAUUUAUUUAUUUAUAAAGUUGUAAAAGAUUUUUUAACAGAGAUGUUUUGUAAAACUACUAAUGUUUUUUGAGAACAAAGAUUUUACAAUUUACUGAGUUGUUCUCAUAGUUUAUUUUUUAAAUGUUUCUGAAACGCUUUUUUAUGAUCCGUUUCAAGGGAUUUGAAUGUUUCCUUUGUCCCUUUGACAUAAUAGGUGUAUCUUGGCGGUGAGCUGAAAUGACAUUGAGCAUAGGAUUCCAGGGGGUCAGUUUGUGGAUUCCAUAUGUCAUGUAGAAUACGUAGUAAUGGUCGAUUGUCUUGAUAUACUUGUAGUAAAAUGUAGACAAAGUUUUGAUCCGGUUCUUCUUGCAAACACAUCAAGUGCUGUGUGAAAUUUUUAUGAUUUUCUACGUUUAGAAUUUUGAUAGCGGCCAUGAAUUUGUUCCAUGUGGAGGACGUGUUGUGUUCUAUAGCGUUGAACCUGUGCAUUCCCCAAGUUUCGUGUUCAUCCAUCAUUAGACAUCCUGUUUGUAUACUUUACAGCCACAGCAGCAUUCAUUGCAUAUUUUUUUAACCUCACAUGCUACGUUCUUAGCGUAGAUUACUUCCAGUAAGUGAAAUAUUGAACCAGCUAUUAUCAGUCAGUGUACAACUGUUUGCCGUGCUUUUUGACAGGUUUAAGAUAUAUACUUUUUAGGCAUUUGUCGUGUAACACAUUUGUUCCAUGUCGCAUAGUGUUUGUUCCACUACAUUUGUCACAUAGCGUUUGUUCUAUGACCUUUGUUGCGUAACACGUAUGAUGUGACCUUAAUCUUGAUCUUGGAAGCCAGUGCGGAUUUUGUGCACUUUUGGCGCCACGAUGACGCUCAUAUAUGUGUGUGACGAGGCAUUUUGGGGCAAAAGCGAAGAGGGCAAGCAGAAGUAGAAAAAAGAGCAAAGGAACUGUAAACAUGGAUAGAUGUGAAAGGCAUAAUGAGAGGCAUAGGAGGUAUACGGCAAGGCACAGGCAACAGGAGGAAGAGGGAGAUAGGGAGCUCAUGCAUUUGCACGAGUUCUAUGGAGCCAUGAUGAAUGUUAAUUUUUGGUACCACAACCAUCCUGAGGCGUUUCUAGAGGAAAUGAUUGCUCUGGAGGAGAUUUUGCUGAAUCUACAGUGAAGAAAAAACGGCUCUUUUAAGAGCCACCAAAUCUAUGAAAGAAUAUGAGCGGUUCGAAAUUGUGUAUAAUUUUUUUUCAUGUAGGUGAAUUAUUUGCAGGGGAAUUUUUAUGCAGGUAAAUUGAAUAGUUAUAAGGCAACUUUUUACGUGUGAGGCAAGUGCAAAUAUCGUAUUCGUUUGAAUUCUUUUAUAUAUUUGUUGGUUCCUAAAGGAACCAGGAUUUUUUUCUUCUUUACAGUUGCUGUUCCAGCCACAAACCGUACGCUUCCACCUCAACUUUGGGACAGUGCUGGUACACGUUAACUGCCAGGUGUUUUCCACAGGUAUCCAACCAUAUCAUCAUCGAACUGUUUUUGCGCUUUUGGGCAACCGAAGCAUUCUAGGUUUACGAAUGGAAUGUUAAGGUCUGCCAGCAGGUUUUUUUCGUAAUUCCCGCCCUUGUACGCAACAAGUGAGUUCUUGUGCAUGCUACCAUAGAGGUUUCUGACUAUUUCCUUUAGGGCUGAUAACGGGAUGGCAUCAACUCCAGCUAGUACAUCAAAGGGGAGUUUAUGGAUGUGAGUUUGUCCUUAGAUCUUUUGGUGCCAAAUCACGCCAUCGCAGACCGAUGUCGAAAAAGGAUUGUGCUGUAGCAUCUCAGCUUUUUAGGAAGCCCGGUUCUUUGCAGAGAAAUUUCCCAUUUACAGAAAAUCUGUCCAUAUCGAGAAUUGCAGCAAUAUCCUUAAGACAGUAAGACAUUUUGAAAUAUUGAACACAAUUUUCGAUUUGCUUUAUAUCAUUUUAAUAGCGUUGUUGCAUAGCAUUUGUCGCAUAACUUUUUUCAUGUGACACUUGUCGCAUAGCAUUUGUCGCAUAACUUUUUUCAUGUGAAACUUGUCGCAUAGCAUUUGUUCCAUAACGUUUGUUGCAUAACAUGUAUGAUUUGGCGGGUUGAAUUUUUUUUUUGUAUAAAAGGCAGGAAAAAGUGUUUAUUUUAAAGUUAUAGCAAUGGAGUGUAUGCAUUGAAAACCCACUUCCAAUUCAACUACAGACAAAGGCUCCUUUUGGUUUUGUGGACAGAAGCCCAGCUGUGGAUUUCUAUGUACAGAAGAGGACGGUUAUCUGUUCCAGACAGCUCUGGCAGCUUGGAGAGCCAUGGGUUUGACGCAGCCGAUAUGCGAGAGUCACCGAAAGCCAGCGAAGUUUUGUGUAGUUAAAGACACGCUGAAAAAGUCUUAUGGGCGACCUUAUUUUACGUGUGCAAGUUGGGAGAAUCCUUGCUCCUUAUGGAUGUGGGCAGAUGAGAAGAAAUUGAGAAACCCAACUGCUAUCACAACGAACCGUGCACCGUGA
This is a messenger RNA of Paramuricea clavata, 2938 nucleotides long. Lineage: Eukaryota; Metazoa; Cnidaria; Anthozoa; Malacalcyonacea; Plexauridae. The record is from the annotation of a GenBank genome assembly.